This is a messenger RNA of Babesia bigemina, 627 nucleotides long. RefSeq lists its product as hypothetical. The transcript is spliced from 4 exons. Lineage: Eukaryota; Apicomplexa; Aconoidasida; Piroplasmida; Babesiidae. The record is from RefSeq and is a predicted model, not a curated record. Bases 1 to 627 code for a protein of 208 amino acids.
AUGGCAUAUGAUAGAGAUCUUACGGCGGCUUCCGGCGAGAAAGCAACUCCAUCUACAGAACGGGAAUGGCGUCUUUUUGAGCGCCAGUAUGGUCGUUGGCUAAAAGACAACGCAUAUACGAUAUCUGCUGACGAAGGCAAACUAUUCAAGAACGCGACAUACAGCUGUUUUGGAAUGGGAUUAUGCGGUGGUAUCGUUACCAGCUUCGCUUUGAAGAAGUCAAAUGUGAUAAGUCGCGUGGCCACACGUCGAGUGUUAUCUGCAUUCGUUGCGCUGUACUCUACUGCCAUAUGCAUCAAUCGCAAACGUAGAUCUGUGUAUACUGAAUUGCUGAAUUCGCCGGGUCGUUUAGGAAACGCCGCUCGCCAUAUUCUUAUCGAGACACAAGGCCACUUAGCAACAUCCUCUGAAACUACAACACACGCGGAUGAUACCUUCUCAGAUAAAGUGUCUGUAUCGGAACGCAUUGGUGAUUAUGAAACCCCUGGGAAGUUAUACGCAAAUCGCAUGGCGGUUUCCGAUCCCCAUGCAAAUGAUGAAAACCUUAACAAGGCGUUCGUUAUGACAGCAAGGAAAUCUCCAAUUGCGGACAUGGGACGAGGUACGAAGGGAGAAUUCGCACGAUAA